Molecule: messenger RNA, 2974 nt
Organism: Mercenaria mercenaria
Lineage: Eukaryota; Metazoa; Mollusca; Bivalvia; Venerida; Veneridae
Product: acetylcholine receptor subunit alpha-like
Exons: 1
Coding region: 815-1963 (382 amino acids)
Biological process (GO): signal transduction; monoatomic ion transmembrane transport; regulation of membrane potential
Cellular component (GO): synapse; neuron projection; membrane
Molecular function (GO): neurotransmitter receptor activity; extracellular ligand-gated monoatomic ion channel activity; transmembrane signaling receptor activity
Source: RefSeq, a predicted model, not a curated record
CUUUGUGUGCUGUCAUUUACUGCAUCAACGCAAGUUUAAGUACGUGUGCCAAAUAAUGGUGCACUUUACCUUGUUACUGGUCAGACAAGUGACAGAAAUGAAAAAGAAAUACAAACGAAAUAAAAAUUGUAAUCAAUAGCAAAUGUUCCUCGGUCGAUUGCAAAAGCAUUAUGGUGAGGUAGCUUUUCUGUCUGCAAACAAAGCAUAGAAGCUUUAAAGGAUUUGCACGUGUUAAAACAAAUAAAUCUGGAAAGUUAAACAAGCCGCUAUUAACGUUGAUGGAUACAAAAUAAUUCUGAACUAGCGAUAACGUUGAAUUAUUUGUUAAGUGUGAUUGAAAUGACAGUGAAAAUAAAAUUAAUGGAAACAAAACCUGAAAAUUGCACUCCUCGAGUAUAACUGAAAUAGAUUUUUAUGAUGCCUUGUUGAUGCGGAACAAUAUAAAAUGGAAACGCUACAAUGAACAUUUACGAGAAAUCAGUGAUCAGACACUGCCGAAGGAUUCGGAAUUACUAAAUAAAAAUUUGAGGAUAUAAGUCUAAAUCUCAACAAGGUUGCUUAAUUUAUACAUAAUGAAGUGGAAAAAGAUAUAAAAGUAAGCGUGGUCUUUACUUUAGUAUUCAGUUGUUUAUAUGUGGGUCAGAACAGCUGUGCAUUAAUAAAUGAUACAAACGUCUUACUGCGUGACGUUUUUGAAAAGUACAAUAGAAACGUAAGACCAGUGGAAAAUCAAAAUGAUCCAGUACAUGUCAAUGUUACUCUACUGCUUGUUUCUAUAAAAGAACUUGAUGAGAUUCGUGGAAUAUUGUCGAUAAUGGGAACUUUUGUAAUAACAUGGCACGCUGCAAAUAUGAGGUGGAAUCCUAAAGAUUAUGAUGGGAUAGAUGAACUUACGGUAUCAUAUACAGACGUCUGGGUACCUGAACUGGUCCUUGUAAACCCUGCAGAAGAAACAGGUACUCUUGGUAAGAAAUGGCAAAAAGUUAACUUUCACCACACUGGAUUUGCCUCAUGGUGGCCUGCAGAUCUUCUUAAAAGUACUUGUGCUUUGGAUGUGUAUAGUUACCCAUUUGAUACUCAAGAAUGCUUCUUAUGGUUUACUGCAUUGGGAUAUUCUUCUGACAAGGUAAAAAUAAGUUCACCAAAUGACGAAAUCGACUUGAGCUUUUACAUUGAAAGUUCAACGUGGAAAAUAUCUAAAUCAAAGGCAAGUGCUUUUUACGGAGGCUUGCAAAUACACUUUCAUAUUAACCUACAGAGGAAACCUGGUUUUGUUAUAGUAAAUAUAGUUCUUCCCCUAAUUUUCCUAAGCCUGCUGAAUGCAUUUGUGUUUGUACUUUUACCCGAAUCGGGUGAAAGAAUUUCAUACUGUAUCACAGUGUUAUUGUCGAUAGCCGUUUUCAUGACAAUUGUUAGUGAUACCCUCCCAAAAAGCUCGGAACCAGUUCCACUUAUUUCGUACAAACUGAUGACUGAUAUGGUGAUCAGCUCUCUAAUUACACUGGUCACAAUACUGAACCUAAGAUUGUACAAUAAAAAGGACACAAAAGUCGUCCCGAACUGGUUGCAGUCUAUGUAUAUGUUUCUAUCCUGUAAACGGUUGAAAUCUCGCGUUCAUUUGAACUGGGAUCAUGCUAAAGGCAUGGAAAAUGCAGAAAACCAGACAGAGAAAACUCAUAAGGGAAACAAGUCGUUGAAUCGGAAACGGUCAAAGCGAAGGCAAUCCGAAGUUCAGAUUGCUAGAAAACCGUCAAUUGCAGUUGUUAAUUUAGAAGAACUCCGAGGUGAAAGUAUUAAAGGACAAAUAGUGAGAAUGGUCUCAGAAAUGGAGGGGGAGAACGAUGCCUAUAUCCAGGUAUCGUGGAAGAAUAUUAGCAACAUGGUAGAUGGCAUUGCAUUUGUAACUUUCACAUUGUUGUCUAUUUGCAGCCUUGUAGUGUUCUUUAUCAUUACUUUAAACUGAUUUAAGGAUGUACGUACGUUUUUUUUAGAAAACUUAUGCUAAAAGUUAAUGCUAAAUGAUUAAAAUAUGGCUAUUAAUGUACCAUUGAACCAAACAAAUUCUACUUGUUACGAAAAACUUUUUUCACCCUUAUUCUUUGCUGUCAUUUGCCUAACAUUGACGUAAGAUGUACAAUGAGGUAGGGGUCGGUAAUUUCAAAUAUCCAUUUCAAAUAGCCUCGGGUUGUUAUCAUCUUGCCAGUGCCAUUAUCACUCAAAGGCACCGCUCUCCGUUCCAUUUACCUAUACAUAAAGUUACCUCAUUUUUCUAUUUUACUUAAUUUAAGAAAUGCUUAAAUAGUAAGUGAAGAAAAUUCACAAUAAAAUAAAUUGAGUGCAGUGACCUAUGCUUUUUUGUACUUACUUCUCUUAGAAACUAAUGUUCUUCUAGCUCACAGAGCAUGAAAAAUAUCAAUUGUAGAAAAAAACAAAUGAUUCUACAUCCUUAAAACAACUAAACAUAAUGCCGUCAUUGCCGUCAUAUCUAAAAAGAACAUUUAAUAUUUGUGCGAUUAUAUUCUUCACUUACGUAUUCUUAUUUAAAUGUAUUCACUCGUUAGCUACAACUACCAAGUGUAGUUUUCUGGCUUUUUAAAAAUGGAGUCUAGCAGGAAAGUGAAUGAAAUAUUAUCUUUACGUAUUAAUUAUAUAUUUUUGUAAUUUUCCUUUGUUAAUAAUAUUGAAAGAAUUGUAGAAUGAUCAGUUAAAAAAGUUCUUAUCGUAGUAUUCAAAAUAUUGGCAAAAUAGAUUCUAAUCUCUAUCAAGAACUAGAAAUAUUUCAUAAAAAUAUCGAAAAAGAACUCGCAAAGUGAAUAGCUCUUGUAGUAACUGCGUUUUUAGGUUUAGAAUUGAUCACUUGUAGCUUAUUUAAAAAAUCCACAUUUCUGUGAAAUCAUUUAAUUUCGUCGGCACGAAAUUUCGUGGUUUUGCCCAAUACGGCUGUUAUGUUGGGACGUAAAUUCGUGGAUUUUCA